This is a messenger RNA of Miscanthus lutarioriparius, 1077 nucleotides long. Lineage: Eukaryota; Viridiplantae; Streptophyta; Magnoliopsida; Poales; Poaceae. The record is from the annotation of a GenBank genome assembly.
AUGCCGGUUAGCCGCGCUCGAGCCCAUCUACGCGUUGCGCCGGUGGGCGCCCUCGCCCUAGUCGGCCCGCACCCGUGUCGCCGGGCGCGUCCUCGCCCCGCGCCCGCGCCGGCUUCACAGGCCCACAUUGGAUCCUUCAGCCAAUCCUUGGUCGACAACAAUCAGAAGCUGGCCAAUCCUGAAUCGACAACAAAAAGAGGGCACAGAUCAGCUGACCGAGCUCUGAUCCAGCUCCUGAUCAACGCGAUCACGGCCACCGACCAGGCAUCGAACGACCACCAUCUCGCGUCAUGGCCAAACGUUCACAAGAACCACAUAUCACGAAUCAGAUGGGCAAUUUUUUUUUUUUUUUGCUACCGUGGACAUGCUGGCCUCGCGAGCUGGCCACAACGAAUUUACACUUUAAAUCUCCUCCAGGAGAUCCUCCUGCGUAUCGGCUUCCCCGCCGACGUCAUCCGCGCCUCCGCCGCAUGCGUCACAUUCCGCCGCCUCGUCACCGAACCCUCCUUCUUCCGCCGUUACCGCUCCCUCCACCCUUCGCUACUCCUCGGCUUCCUCGACACCAAAACCUUCCAGCUGGCCCAGGCGCCCCACCCCAACGCUCCUGCCGCCCGCGCUCUCUUCCGCGCCGCGAGCUUCUCCUUCGAGGACCACCUCCCUCGCCGCCAAGCGUUGUACCGCAUCUGGCCCUGGGUGAUCUGUGACCUCCGCGACGGCCGCGUCCUCCUCAAGUGCACACCGCUGGGAUUCAAAUUCAACGCCUUGGACUGGUUGCCGGAGCUCGCGGUUCAGCGAUAUAACAUUCCAUGUUUCGAGGCCUUCCUUGUCCCUUCUUCUACAGAAGAGGAGGAUGAGAGAUCGUUCAGAGUGAUAAGCAUGGCCAUGACGGAUUGCAUGACAAAGCUGGCGGUAUUUAUCUUCUCCUCGAGCUCUGGCCGCUGGAGUCUCGGUACGUCUACAAAUUUGGAUACUCUUAAUGUACCACCAGACAGAAAGAUGCUGAAACAGCCCCAUCUUGCUCAUGGCUGCUUCUUCGAUCUGGAAAGUGGAGAAGAAGGACAAGUUGCUCAAGCUUGA